ACUUCUUCCGUUUUGUUGUCACGUGACAGUCACAGUCCCACCCUUACUAUACAGCACAGACUGAGACUGUACUGAAACUUUCAAGAUGUCUAUCCGACAGACUUUAACAAUUACAGAUGAUCAACUAUGUGAGUUAAUGGAAACAUUUAAUACGAUUGACAAAGAUGGCAGUGGCUCUAUAGAAGUUUCCGAACUACAACAUGCGCUAGAACUGUGUGGAAUGAAAAUACCCAACUACCAGGUCCGAGAUCUUAUAGCUAAAUAUGACACAAAGGUCAAGGAUGGAAAAAUUGACAUCGAUGAAUUCAAACAGAUGUAUGCUGACUUGAAAGAGGAAAAAGAUAUUGGAAUAACAUUUAAAAAGCAAGUCCAAACUCGUAAAGAUGUUGAGACAAUGGGAGGGAGCUCCCAGGCUUCUGUGGAGGGUACCACCCACACCGUUAGAAAGGAGGAACAGAAAGCCUUCGCUGACUGGAUCAACAGGGCUUUGGCUGAUGACCCAGACUGUGCCAAGUACCUCCCCUUGUCAUCCAUGGGUGAGGAUCUGUACAAGAAGACCCAGGAUGGUAUCCUGCUGUGUAAACUUAUCAACAAGUCUGUACCAGAUACCAUCGAUGAACGUGCCAUCAACAAAACAAACCUCAGCAUUUAUCGCAGGGCCGAGAACCACAAUUUGGCCCUGAUGUCCGCCCAGUCCAUUGGCUGUAACAUCGUCAACAUCGGGGACGAUGAUUUGGAGAAGUGUAAACCUCAUCUUGUUCUUGGCCUGUUAUGGCAGGUCAUUAGGAUUGGUCUGCUAAGUGAUAUUAACUUGGCUAACCACCCUGGUCUUGUAAAUCUUCUGGAAGAAGGGGAAACUCCAGAGGACCUUAAGAAACUGUCUCCAGAACAGAUCCUGAUCCGCUGGGUCAAUUACCACCUCAGGAACGCCGGAAUUGACCGCAGGAUCAAUAACUUCCAGAAUGACAUCAAGGAUUCAGAGGCUUACUGCUAUUUACUGGAGCAGAUUGCACCUAGAGAAAACAAUGUCAUGUCAGGUCCUCCUAUGUCUGAACAUAAUUUGGAGCAGAGAGCUGAGCUUAUGUUACAGGAGGCAGACAAGAUUGGCUGUCGCAGCUUCGUGUCGCCUAAAGAUGUGACGUCGGGUAACUAUAAGCUGAAUAUGGCCUUCGUGGCUAACCUAUUCAACCAGUUCCCAGCCCUGGAACCCCCAGAGGAUAUGGAGAUGGAUGUCGUAGAAGAAACCAGAGAAGAAAAGACAUACAGAAACUGGAUGAACAGUUUGGGAGUGCAGCCCUAUGUACAUUAUCUUUACUCUGACCUUCAGGAUGGUCUUGUGUAUUUCAAAUUAUAUGACAUUAUCAGACCAGGGGUCGUGAACUGGAAGAGGGUCAUUCAGAAGUUCAACAAAUUAAAAAUUAACUUUGAAAAAUUAGAGAAUUGUAAUUAUGUAGUAGAACUAGGAAAAGAAUGUAAGUUUUCCUUGGUGGGCAUCAGUGGAGCAGAUAUUAAUGAAGGAAACCCCACACUGACUCUUGGUCUGGUGUGGCAGCUGAUGAGAGCCUACACACUAAGUAUCCUCAGACAGCUGGCUGGAGGGGACUCACUUAUCAAUGAUGCUGCCAUCAUUGAAUGGGCUAAUGCCAAGUUGCGAGAGGGAGGUAAAAAGACCAGUUUCACAGGUUUUAAUGAUUCCACUUUGUCAGAUGGUAAAACAAUAAUUGACCUCAUUGACUGCAUCAGACGAGGAAUGAUCAAUUACGACUUAGUAAAGGACGGACACUCAGAAGAGGACAAGAUGUCCAAUGCUAAAUAUGCCAUUUCUAUGGCCAGAAAAGCAGGAGCUAAGGUGUACGCUCUUCCAGAGGACAUUGUUGACGUUAAACAAAAAAUGAUUAUGACCAUUUUUGCCUGUCUUAUGGCAAGAGACAUGAGGAGCCAACAGAAUGGAGAAACAUCGUAGACAUAACCAAUAUCAGCUUGCAUUUUCUGUUUGUACAACAAAAGUCAAAAAAUUUGCUUCAAAUAUUUUUUUUCUUUAUUCACUUAGUUUCAAUAUAUUAUAUGGAACUGCUAGAACGGUAUAGGAAAUUAAAUUGUGCGAGCAGAAGGAAAAAGUGAAAAAUCAUGAUGAUUUUUGCAGUAUUAUGUUUGAAGACAAAAUUUUCCAUGUUUUGAAAAAAAAGAUUUUUUUUUACAUUUCUUCCUUUAUGCAAAAGUUGUCAUAGCAAUAAACUAAACAUGCAUGUAUGCUCGUGUACUUAACUGUUGAGCAUGUACAAUUUCCUUUUUACUGGGAAUUUUUGAAAGCGUGGACCAAAAUGUGCCAACUAUGCAAUGGGACCACAUCAUAUACAUUUUCAGAUAUAGUCAGUAGAAAGGUUCAUAAAUUUAUUUUUCUAAUUUUAGAAAAAAAAAUUUUGUUUUCAUAUUUAUUUUAUGAACAAUAUAAUAAAGUAUACACUUCCUGUAUAUUUGUUCACCAUAUUAUCUGUGAUUUUUUUUUAUUACUUUUGAACUAUCAUGACAUUAAACAAUCAUAUAAAAAAAACUGAAGUGAUGCAUAAGCCUGUCUCUAUAGUCUCUAGUUUUUUAAUCAUUUAACCUGUAGUGUUAGCCACGGUUUAGAUCUGAUGAAAACAUGGUAGAUAAUUAAGAUGAGGAAACAAUAGUGCUGGAUAAAAUGCUUCCAUAUCACAUUCCAGUCAGAGACUUUGAAAAUCUUAUUUUUUAGGUCAGAAAAUUUCAUUUUUGACUGUCUAUAGUUCUUAUUGGAACAUUUGUUGAAACUUUGUUAGGGAGUACAUAUUUAUAUAAGUGUGACCACUUCCAAUAGUUUGAACAUAUGGCUGAAUUUGAAUUCAUUUGUAUCAUUAUUAUAAAACAUCACCAUUCAACAGAAAUUUAUUUUUUAUCUUGUCUAAUUAUUGCUGUUAUUGACAUAUGCUUGAAUGAAUAAAAGCCUAAAAAAUAACAUUUAUACAUUCUAGAUUUAUUAAUAAAACCAAUUUGAAAACAAAA
Saccostrea echinata is the source of this 3021-nucleotide messenger RNA. Its product is annotated as plastin-3-like. The coding region runs from base 86 to 1963 and encodes 625 amino acids. The record is from RefSeq and is a predicted model, not a curated record. Gene Ontology annotation, biological process: actin filament bundle assembly; actin filament network formation. The transcript has 13 exons. Gene Ontology annotation, molecular function: calcium ion binding; actin filament binding. Gene Ontology annotation, cellular component: actin filament bundle; cytoplasm; actin filament. NCBI's taxonomy places the organism in Eukaryota, Metazoa, Mollusca, Bivalvia, Ostreida, Ostreidae.